UUCCGUUCCCUCCAACUCCGGAGCUGCUGGAGAGGCGACGUGUGCGUGUAGCCCGGUGACGGUGCACGGACACACACCGAGCCCAAACUUCAGACUGGAUUCAGAAACUGGAGCCGGAGCAGCGCCUGUGCCUCGUAAUUGGCGCAGUUACGCGGACGGUUGUGCGCCAGUCUCAGUGGCUGAGGAGCGUCUUCUAGAGAACAUGAACACGUUAAAGAGCCGAGGCGGCUCGUCUCCGCGCUGAAAGUUUCAGUGGAGCUUCCGUAAAACUCCGGUCAGUCGGACAUAAUAAAAUCUCAUCGAUCCCGUCACACAUCCAGCUGCCAGCAUGCCCAUCAUCAGCAAUGCCAACCACGACUUCAGCACCUACUCCAUCAGCAGCGACGACAGCAGCCUCGACCGCUUCUUCACCGAGAUCCCGGAGACCGAGACCCUCAAAGGCGUUUACUUCCAGCGCGCCCAGCUGCUGCGCGACCCGAAGGCCUCAUACGUGGUCGACCACACCCUGCAGGUUCUGGUCAAUGUCGGCGGCAACCGCUACACCUUCCCCUGGAGCACCCUGGAGCAGUUUCCUCAGAGUCGUCUGGGUCGCCUGCGCUUCUGCACCACCCCCGAGGAGAUCGCACGACUCUGCGAUGACUACGACGAAACCUGCCAGGAGUUCUUCUUCGACCGAAACCCAACAGCCUUUAGGGUCAUCCUCAACUUCCUGGCUGCAGGCAAACUGCGUCUGCUCCGGGAGUUAUGUGCCGUUUCGCUGCACGACGAGCUCGACUACUGGGGCGUGGACCCCAGACAUAUGGAGCGCUGCUGCCGCCGUCGCAUGAUGGCCCGGGUGGAGGAGGUGGCGGAGCGGGAGCAUAAGGAGGAAGAGUGGAGGCAGAAGAGGACGAUGCUGAAGAAGAGCAGCUCACAGACGGAAAAGGGCUAUCGCAGACUGAUCGUGGUGCUGCGCGAUAUGGUGGAAAACCCUCACUCCGGCCUGGCCGGGAAGAUGUUCGCCUGCCUCUCCAUCGUCAUGGUGAUGGUCACCGUCAUCAGUCUGUGCAUCAGCACCAUGCCGGACCUCCGAGAUGAGGAGACGAAGGGCGAGUGCUCCCAGAAGUGUCACAACAUGUUCGUGGUGGAGUCCAUCUGCGUGGCCUGGUUCACCUUGGAGUUCGUGCUCCGAUUUAUCAACGCCCAGAGCAAGCUGGCCUUCGCCCGCGGCCCGCUCAACAUCAUCGACGCCGUUGCCAUCCUGCCGUACUACGUGUCCCUGGUGGUCGACAUCAAAGACGAGUCGCACGAGGACGUCAUCAUGGGGGCCGGUAGAGGCUACCUGGACAAACUGAGCCUGAUCCUUCGCCUGCUGCGAGCCCUGCGGAUCCUCUACGUGAUGCGGCUGGCUCGCCACUCUCUGGGCCUGCAGACGCUCGGGGUGACCAUGCAGCGCAGCAUGAGAGAGUUCGGCCUGCUGCUGCUGUUCGUCUGCGUGGCCGUGACCCUCUUCUCACCACUGGUUCAUUUAGCCGAGAGCGAGCUGGCGCCGUUUGCCGCCACGCACCCCCACCACAGCUUCAGCAGCAUCCCGGCCUCCUACUGGUGGGCCAUCAUCUCCAUGACCACCGUGGGCUACGGCGACAUGGUGCCGCGCAGCAUCCCCGGACAGAUAGUGGCGCUGACGAGUAUCCUGAGCGGCAUCCUCAUCAUGGCGUUCCCGGCCACCUCCAUCUUCCACACCUUCUCCCGCUCAUAUCAGGAGCUCAAGCAGGAGUACAAGCGGGUGUGGAAGGAGGAGCGGGACGAGGAGAUAGCCGCCGAGUCGGGGAAGAGCUGCUCCAAGGAGGAUUCUUCACGAGAUGAGCUCAAAUCCGUGUCGAAGAAUGGGAAUGACGGGAUGAAGUCGAGCAAGACUCCCACGCUUCCGUCUGCAGCAUUCUGAUGGAGGUCAUGUGACACUUUUGGCUCAUUAUGUUCCCGUACAUUAAAACUCUGGAGCUAUUGUACGAUGAACAAAAUAAUAUUUCACGCUCUAGAUUCAUGUUUCCAUCAAAGUGUGUCCGCAACUUAUCAGGUUAUAGUCGCCUCUUAACUUCCACCAGGUCACUGAGGUUUGUUUACAUCAAUCUGAGCUUGAUCCUGAUUCUGGCUUCACACAUUUAAAUGGAUUUGAUCACGUAAUAUUAAAAAUGCACGCUCCUCCAAUAAAAAGGAAAUCGAGCACUCCCUAAAUCAGCGUCUGACCACCUGCCUGCGUGAGCCAAUCGCAGCUGUCCCCUGCACUGUGCCGCCGGCUCCACUGAUUAACCGAGAAGAUGUUAUGCAAAGAGUGCAGGAGAGCUGCGUCUGCACCAUAAAGCAACACAAAUAACCCGAGAACACCCAGAACUGUAGAGUAACAAUCAUCCAGCAUCAGCAAGGCUGUGCAGCAUCCACUCACAGAGAAACACUCAAAUCUCAUUUCAAGUGGUCAAAGAUAAGUGCCGUCUAACCACGGUGAGUAAUGAGAGCUUCAGGAAAAUGGUCAGCUUACUGGCAAAACCUCUGUUGUUACCUCAUGCGGUUAUUUUUCAAAGCAGCAAAAUGUCGCACGAACAACAAUCUUCCUUCUAGGAGACGAACGAACACUUGAUUCAUCUGCAGAUAUUCAUUUAUAAAGAAUAACUACAGGAAUGUUGCAUUAUGUAAAAGCAGCACCCUGCUGAUUUAAAUUUCUGCAAAGUUUUGCAAAAA
Neolamprologus brichardi is the source of this 2715-nucleotide messenger RNA. RefSeq names its product voltage-gated potassium channel regulatory subunit KCNG4-like. Gene Ontology annotation, cellular component: voltage-gated potassium channel complex; membrane. The record is from RefSeq and is a predicted model, not a curated record. Gene Ontology annotation, biological process: action potential; potassium ion transmembrane transport; protein homooligomerization. Lineage: Eukaryota; Metazoa; Chordata; Actinopteri; Cichliformes; Cichlidae. Gene Ontology annotation, molecular function: protein binding; delayed rectifier potassium channel activity.